AUGGGAGAUCAAAACAAGAGGGAGUUCAAUACACAACCAGCUGUUGUGGUCAGCUCAAGGUGGAACCCAACGCCGGAGCAGUUAAGAACCCUCGAAGAACUUUAUAGACGAGGCACUCGAACCCCAUCAGCAGAUCAAAUUCAGCAUAUAACAGCACAGCUGCGUAGAUAUGGUAAGAUAGAAGGAAAGAAUGUGUUCUAUUGGUUUCAAAACCACAAGGCAAGGGAACGGCAAAAACGUCGCCGACAAAUGGAAUCAGCUCAUGAUGAGCACAGUCGAGACGCCGAUAUCUUUGGAAGAAAAGAUUCAGGAGCAGAGAGGACAGGUUAUGAAGUUGAACAUACCAAGAACUGGGCACCACCUACAAACUGCAGUACACUAGCAGAGGAACCUGUUCCAAUACACGCGGCAGCCAAAGCAACAGUGGCAGAAAGUGGAGCAGAUGGAUGGAUCCAAUUCGAGGAAGGAGAAUUACAGCAGAGAAGGAACUUUGUAGAAAGGAAUGGCACGUGGCAGAAGAUGCAGCUGUCUUACUCUUGCCUCCCUUUUAACUCUACUACAGCCACAGCAACAGCAGCAGCGACUAGCACUGCCUCCACCAUCACCACAGCGUCAAUACCAACAGCAAUAAGAACAAUGGACUCAAAGCAGCAGCAGCUCAUUAAGACUCAUAAUCUCAACAUCUUUCUAGCUCCCUGCAGCAGACAAAAUGGCAAUGUCCUUGACCACUUGAACACUGCCAGAAACCAGGACGAUGCUCCUGGGGAUUCUCAAACUCUACAACUCUUCCCUGUUCGUAGCGGCGUCGGUACCCAUAACUCUAAGGAGAAAGAAAAUGAGAUAUCAAUUGCAGCCGUGACUGCCAACCUCACUCCUUACCAGUUUUUUGAAUUCCUUUCUUGAAGAACUAAAACCCAACGGAUAUUUAUUUACCCUACUUUUUUUCAAC
This is a messenger RNA of Durio zibethinus, 949 nucleotides long. NCBI's taxonomy places the organism in Eukaryota, Viridiplantae, Streptophyta, Magnoliopsida, Malvales, Malvaceae. The record is from RefSeq and is a predicted model, not a curated record.